UGGAAGAAUAUGGGGAAAGAGAACAGCUCAGCACCGAUAAUCUACUCUGACGACAUGUCGCUGAGCGUAAUUGAUUUUUAUUUUGUUUCCCUCCCGGCUGUGUGAAGAGAAGAAUAGCAGCAGUGGCAGAGGAUGACACAGAUCGAAAGAUAAUUAAUAUAGAGAAGAGAGCUGAUUUUAACGGCGUUUUGAAAUCUAUAAUCAAGGCGUUUAAAUGGAAGAGUAUCCGGAGGAAUUAAGAACGCCGCCGGUGAGUCUAAUAGCAUUAGUAGGAUGUCCCGAGCACCAUCCUCUAAUCUCAACGCAUCUCCUGGCGGAGCAGCCUCCGAUCAACACCCUCGCCUUGCCUGACUUGUCUAAGAUCUCUCUCCUCUUAACUUCCAACAAUAUUAAAAACACUACCGCUCCUGAUUCAACCACUGCUACGCCGGCAGCUGCCGGCAUUAUCAAGAGAGAUUGGCUUCUUAAACACCGCACUAAGGUUCCUGCUGUCGUUGCCGCUCUCUUUACCUCCGAUCAUGUCUCCGGAGAUCCCGCUCAGUGGCUUCAGCUCUGCUCUGACCUAGAUAAUCUCAAAGCGUUGAUUCGUCCAAAGAACAUCAAAUUGGUCAUCAUCAUCGUCCACUCUGCCUCCACUGCAGCAGCUGAUGAUAUAAGUGAAGAUCGAAUGAUUGCACUGCGAAAGCGAGCUGAAUUAGACUCCAAAUACCUUAUUGUCUUCAGUCCUACUGAUUCUUUGCACGUUAAACAAUCCCUCUCUAAGCUAGCCAGCAUAUUUGCUGAAUUAGCAACAACUUAUUACAGAGAUGAAGGUCGCAGGAUUAAAACUCGUGUUGAAAAGAAGAAUUUCAACUCUCAUGAGUUAAAUAUUCGUUAUUGCUUCAAAGUUGCUGUAUAUGCAGAGUUCCGCAGAGACUGGGCUGAAGCUCUGAAAUUUUACGAGGAUGCAUAUCACAUACUUCGGGAGAUGGUUGGCACGGCAAACAGGUUGCCUGUGAUUCAGCGAUUAGUUGAGAUAAAAUCUGUUGCUGAGCAGCUUCAUUUCAAAAUAUCAACAUUAUUGUUACAUGGUGGAAAGAUAAUUGAAGCCAUUACAUGGUUCCGCCAACACUUUACUUCUUAUAGGAAGCUCUUAGGAAACUGUGAAUUUCUUCAUUGGGAAUGGAUGAGCAGACAGUUUUUGGUAUUUGCCGAAUUGCUUGAGACCAGUUCGAAGAUUCCUAGCCCUAAUAGUCCAGCUUCAGGCACUCCUGAUAGGUCUUUAAUUGAAUGGGAAUUUCAGCCUGCUUAUUACUAUCAGUUAGCUGGUCAGUACCUGAAAGAGAAAAAAACAUCUUUUGAGCUUGCCCUAGCAAUGUUGCAAACCAAUGAUGAAAUUGAUAGUAAUUCUGAAUCCGUGGUGCCAUCAAUUUAUGUGGGUCAGUUUGCUCGAUUACUUGAGCAAGGGGAUACAUUUUCUAUGCAAUCUCUUACUGAUGAGGAGUACACUAGUUUUGCUAUUUUAGAAGGAAAAAGAUUUGAAGAUUCCUUUGAAAUUAUUGCCCUUCAUAAAAGAUCUUAUGAAUCAUACGUCAAUCUAAAAGCACAGAGGAUGGCUUCUUUUUGUGGGUUUCAGAUGGCUAGGGAAUAUUUUGAAGUGGGCGACUUCAGCAAUGCAAAACAAUUUCUUGAUGGUGUCGCAGCUUUAUACAGACAAGAAGGAUGGGUCACUUUAUUGUGGGAGGUCUUGGGUUAUUUGCGUGAGUGCUCAAGAAAAUGUGGAAUAAUCAAGGAAUUUAUGGAGUACUCCCUUGAAAUGGCUGCGCUGCCAUUAUCAACUGGUGCGGGCUUCCAAUCUUUAAGGUCUAAAGACUUUGGUCCAGCUGGUCCUCCAAGUCUUGCUCAGAAGGAAGUUAUACAGAAGGAGAUUUUUCAGCUUGUCAGUGGAGAAGCAGGGAUAGCAUCUGCUGAAGAUAAUAAUGAUCUCCAAGUAAACAGAGAUAAUCCACUGCAUCUUGAGAUUGAUCUUGUCAGCCCUCUUAGGAUGGUACUUCUUGCUUCAGUUGCUUUUCAUGAACAGAUCAUUAAACCUGGUGUACCAGCCUUGAUUACGCUAUCACUUUUAUCACAGUUACCUGUUACCAUUGACAUAGCUCAAGUAGAAGUUCAGUUUAAUCAGUCAGACUGUAACUUUAUUAUCUUAAAUUCGCAAAAACCUCCUUCCACAUUGUUCAAUGGCCAACAAGGUCGGCGGGUUGAAACGGCUCCUACUCUAGCACUUGUUCCAAACAAGUGGCUGCGAUUGACAUAUGCCAUCACAUCUGAACAGAGUGGAAAGGUAGAAUGCAUAUAUGUUGUUGCAAAAAUGGGACCCCACUUUACAAUCUGCUGCAUGGCUGAAAGCCCUGCUUCAAUGGAUGAUUUAUCCCUAUGGAAGUUUGAAGACCGUGUGGAGACUUUUCCAAUCAAGGAACCUGCUCUUGCAUUUUCCGGUCAGAAAGUCGCCCAGGUUGAAGAACCAGAUCCACAAGUUGAUCUUAUUUUAGCUGAUAAAGGACCUGCACUAGUCGGAGAACUCUUCACUGUUCCUGUUAACUUGGCCUCCAAGGGUCAUGCUAUUUUUUCUGGUGAGUUGAAAAUCAAUCUGGUGGAUGUAAGAGGAGGUGGAUUGUUUAGUCCAAGGGAAGCAGAACCACUGUCUUUAGACAGCCAUUAUGUUGAGCUUCUCGGUAUUAAUGUUCCAGAAGGAGAAGAUGAAACUCAAACAGGCUCUGAUAAAAUUAUGAAAAUUCAGCAGACCUUUGGUUUGGUUUCUGUUCCAGUUGUGCAAAACGGUGAAUCAUGGUCCUGCAAACUAGAGUUGAAAUGGCAUCGAUCUAAACCAAUUAUGCUCUAUGUAUCAUUGGGAUAUUUUCCAGAUAGCAAUGAAAUGACUUCACAAAAAGUUCAUGUUCACAAGAGCUUGCAAAUUGAAGGAAAAAGUGCUCUUCUAACUAAUUAUCAGUUUAUGCUACCAUUUCGACAAGAUCCACUUUUGCUUUCACAGCUCAAGCCAGGCCCCAACUCUGAUCAACAAACAUCAUUGCCUCUAGGUGAAACAAGUAUACUUGUUGUUGGUGCCAAAAACUGCAGCGAGGUGCCAUUACAGUUGAAGUCGAUGUCUAUAGAAGUGGAUGACCAUAUUGAAAAGUCAUGUACCUCGCAAUGCAGCGGCGAAGAUCUUUUAAGCCCUGCUUAUCUUGUACCGGGAGAAGAGUUCAAAAAGGUUUUUACUGUAGUUCCCAAGGUGGAAUCAAAUAUCAACUUAGGGGCGGUGUCAAUAAAAUGGAGGAGAAAUUCAGAAGACGGUUCUAGUUCUGCUACAGAAGCUUGGGUUUCAACGAGUCAUAAACUUCCUGAUGUAAAUGUAGAGUUAUCCCCAUUGGUUUUGACUGUAGGGUGUCCUCCCUAUGCUAUUCUCGGAGAUCCCUUUACGUACUCGAUUAAAAUUCUAAACAAGACACCGUUGCUUCAAGAGUUGAAGUUCUCAUUGGCGGAUGCACAACCGUUUGUAAUAUCUGGAUCUCACAGCGACACAAUUUUUCUUCUUCCGAAAUCAGAACAUGUUCUUGGGUACAAGAUUGUGCCUCUUGCUUCAGGCUUGCAACAGCUGCCCCGAGUGACGGUGACAUCUGUAAGAUAUUCGGCUGGGUUUCAGCCAACUAUUGCUGCAUCUACUGUUUUUGUGUUUCCAUCUAAGCCUCAUUUUGAGAAAGCUGAUAUGGGAGACAAAGGAAUAGAACCCGUCGUAGCAGAGUAGUUCUGGUAAUUAUUUUGCAAAAAGUAAGUUUGUUGAUUGAGUGUUUGAUUGCUGCGCCAUGUGGACGGCUUGGUGCCACAUUAAUCAUGGAAGCGGAAAAAUCAAUAUGGUUCAGGUGUUUUUCUCGGAACAGAUCUUGCAGAAGACAAAUUCAGAAUCCUAAAGCAUUCUAAAACAAGACAUUGCACUUAUGGAAGACCAAAUUAUGUUUAUGUUGGUCAGAAGCUAUAGUAAAUAUGGUGAAACGAGUAUAUGAUAAAAGAAAAUGUACGGCUGCUGCAGAGAGUUUCUUGCUGAAUAAGUAAUAAAUUGUAAUACUAUAUAUUAGUUUAGGGAUUGUUUUUCUAGCAUUUUGGCAAAACUAAACUGUCACUAAAUCAGUAUAACUUUGAAAUGAAAGAAUUUAGAUUUCAGUUAA
Mercurialis annua (annual mercury) is the source of this 4196-nucleotide messenger RNA. RefSeq lists its product as uncharacterized. Bases 215 to 3778 code for a protein of 1187 amino acids. Lineage: Eukaryota; Viridiplantae; Streptophyta; Magnoliopsida; Malpighiales; Euphorbiaceae. The transcript is spliced from 9 exons. The record is from RefSeq and is a predicted model, not a curated record.